UCCAUGCCUCUGCUGCAGUGGCUCUCCCUCCCCGCUCAUUCCUCCCUGUGCCGGCUAGGGAGACACAUACCGCCUGCUGCCUGCUGCCUUUCUGCCUGAGCUCCAGGCUCUGCUGUCCUCGCCGCUCCCUCCCCCCACAUGCAGCUCUCCGUAAGGGGCAACGCUGACAUCCCCCGACUGCCUCCACAGCUCCAUUGCUCUGCGGUGCAGAUGCUCGCUCUCUCUGAGUGAGUUUUUUUUCCCUCUCCUCUGCUUGCUCUAGCUCUCAGGCUGAGGGAUUCAGCCUGUGUCGGCGAGUGAGAGUGAGCGACUGAAGCAAAGAGAGAGAAAGAGAGCCUGGAUCAGGUGCAGGAGCCUUCCCUUCGUCUGUCUCUUUCUGUUACUCUCUCUUUCUGUCUCCAGCCUGGCCAGCCUGUCUCCAGCCUGGCACAUACAGAAGGGUAGACAGGACUCAUAAUCCAGGAAUAAGCCAUCAAUUCACUCUUCUUCUCUGGGACUCACCGCAAAGGAGGGAGAAGAGGAGGGAGACAAUCACAGCAGGACUUUGCAGACUGACAAGUCUUGCGUUUUUAUUUCUUUGCUCGCUCUGCGUCCCACCUCACCCUGCCCCUCCCCUCUAUCCCACCCGCACCCCUACUUGCUCCAGCCAACACACACACACCCAGAGUGUGUAUCCAGGGGAGGACUGACAGACAUACAGAUAAACAGACGGACUGACAGAUUGCCAGACGGACCCAGUAGGAUAUGGAGUCCAAAGGAAGCGGCAGGUUCACUAUGUCCAGGUGUUUGCGCUCAGGAGACACCGUCCAUGCAAGUGUUGUCGUCACACUUCUGCUCGGGGUAUGGUGUGCUUCAGCGCUGGAGGUGUCAGUGGGGAAGGUGCCCUUCAUGGAAGCGAUGAACGGCAGCACGGUGCUGUUACCCUGCAUCUACUCCAGCUGCAUCGGCAUCAAGAACCUCUACUUCAACUGGCACUACAACGACAACGGCACCAUGGCGAAGCUGUGUGAGGCGGUGAUCCCUAUAGAAGGUGUGGAACCACGGGUGCAGGUGUACCAGGAGCGGAUAGAGUUUGUGGGCAGCAGCAAGCACAACAACAUCUCCAUCCUGCUGUUCAACGUGACCUUCGAGGACGAGGGAGAGUACACCUGUUUCGCCCGGAACCCCAAGGAGAAGAACCGCAACCAUAGCGCCGUCUUCACCCUGUUCGUGGUGGAUGAACUGAAAGUGGUUGACAAUACCGUAACCACCAUCAUCGUGUCUGUCGUUGGCGGAGUCAUCGGGUUGAUCAUUGUUGUCAUGGUGACAAAGACUGUGGUGCUCCUCAUCCUGAAAAAGUCUGCAGAGAAGAACGCUGGGAUUCGAACCGACAGCUCUUCGGCUACCGCCUCCCCCCUUUGAAACUGUCAUGGAACAUUGUAAAGAGUGCCUUGUGAGCUCAGGACAGGACAACACAGAAAAUGGACUCAGCGCAGCCAAAGCGGACAACAAAGCCACACCAAAGGCAUGAAACAUGUGCACCUAUGUAUAUGUACAUAUAUGUCUGUACAUGUAUAUAUGUACACAUGAAAAUAUAGGCAUAGAAAGAAAGCUAUUAUCAAUGAACUGUUUUAUCUUUAUCUAAUGACAAAAGUAUAACAUAAACCUAUGUGAAAUAGUAUGUCAAAUGUAUAUUUUAAAUUGUGCUAGAGAUUUUGGGGAACAUGAUAACUAAUCAGGGCUGGAUAAGACACUCCAAUGACACACCCUAAAGAUUGUGUAUCCGAUUCAGAGUUUAUUGAGGUAUUUAUCUGAAUCGCGUGAAAGCCUACUUUCCGAACAUUUCUGGAAUCAACAUCAAUGUCUCACCAGUUACUCAUUCAUGUACACUAUACUAUGUAAAAACAUCUGGUUGACGUUUAUUGGGAUGAAUCUUGUCCUGGGGGCAGAGCUGAGCGGUUUCCGCUAGAUUUAAGAUUAGGGUUAGGCAUAAGGUUAACAGUGUGGUUAAGGUUAGGGUUAAGGUUACGGUUUAAAACAGAGGAGGCUGCCGGGUGGAGCUAGAGGAGGAUGGACUCAUUGUAAUGCCUGGAAUGGAAUGGAGUCAAACGUGGUUUCCAUAUGUUUAAUGUGUUUGACACCUUUCCAUCAUUCCAUUCCAGUCAUUACAAUGAGCCUGUCCUCCUAUAGCUCCUCCCACCAGCCUCCUCUGGUUUAUAAUCAGAUUUUUACUUUGUGGCUAAACCAGCUAGUGACCACCCUGCAGAGCUGCCUCCAGGACAAGAUUCGUCCCAAUAAACACACACAGUAACUCACACACUGCCAAGUUCUCCGAACUGCCAUAUUGUAUACUCUACGACAGCACAAUAUAUUCUGACCAUCUCUGCAGCUCUUUUGAUUACGAGACAUAUUUAUUUAAGCCUACUGCCCGAUAGAGAUUCUUUGUACUCUCUGUGCACCUUGUACAGGGGGCAAACAGCUUCCCUCCUUUAACCAUAGUGAACCUUCACAGUCCAUUUUUGACAGAAAGGCAAUGCCUUGAAAGCUGAUCCGGAACUAAUUCCAAACAGUAUCAAUUGUGUCUAUUCAAUAGGAUAUACAGUAACCAAAAGAUCUUCACCACUAUGAUGAACGACUGCUACGGUUAUUACUAAGGUCAAGACUCUUCAUUAGAUCUGCAUACAGAGUACAAAUACUGUCCUUUGGACGGCAACGCAGUGGGCUGGGUUAUGAGCACAAUGUCACUGCGGAGGAAAGGAAUGUGAUAAAGCAGAAGAGGAAGAAGGGAGUCAUUGGAGUGUAUAUUAGAUCCAGGCCGGAACUGGUUUGAUUCAUUUUUGCAUUAGAUGAAACACAGGUGCCUGUACUCACUUCCUGCUCCCUUCGCUUUUAGGGAGCCUUAAAACCGCCAUGAAAAACACACAUAAAAAAAAAGAUUUAAAAAACACAGAAAAUAUCAAAAAAGAUCCAGACCUAAAGUAAAAGACAAUUCCCGCGUAACCCAUUUCCCUGUAGAAAUGAAUGAACAUUUAUGAUGCUGCUUCUAACAAAUAACCAAUGCAUUUUUCUUAGCAUGUGAAUGUUGUUUAUAUAUAUGCGACACGUCCAUACCACAGGAAAGACUGCUCUCUAGUGUUCUGUCAUCACCUGGCCUGCAUGCAUAGUGGAUCUGCAGGCUACUUGCAGUUUCUUCACAUCCACUUCAUUCGAUGCAAACCCCCAUAGCACUAACAUGUUAAUGUGGCGACUAGCCUAUAACAGGAUAAUGCCCUCCAUCUUCAAUACUGCAAAACAUUGCACCAUUGACUCGGAUGCCAACUACCAAGCUGGCUCAUCAUCGCUACCCCCUUGACCUUGUGUAGCCUACACUGUCCCGUAUUCAAAUCAAUUGCCAUAUGAACCAAAUGGCCCACUACUGGUAUGCAUGAGUUUGAGCUGCAGAAUGUAGCUACUACAAAGGUUCGUUGUUCGUAAUCAAGGCGUUCCUUUAUGACUCCGGCCCCUCAAGACUGAAUGUCAUAUUGCCUCGAUGGGAAACGUGCCAUUCUCAAAGCGAGCAUCUCAAACCAGGCCACAAGCCAUAACUCAUCUAUUUACAUGUAUUUAUCUCAUUUUCAACCUGUUUCUAAAGCAAAUGGGUUACUUGAAGUGAUGACCACACCUUAUACGUUUAGGUGUGUGUAAAGCAUCAUUGUAGUUGCAGAGCUAAGACCCAUACAUGAAUGUCCACUUCGUAGGUUUUACUCAUCUGAGAUGGAAAUGUAGUAGGCCCCUCCAUCUCCGUCUCCUCGUCCUGAGACAGUAAAAUGUACAGGGCUUCAGGGAGAGAGUGGUGCUGUAGACUUAGGAAGGGUGUUAAUAGGAACCGUACUCGUGUAGAGUAUCCUUAUGAACAUCCAGACUGUGGUUGAUAUGAGGAGUAGAGAGCGAUGUGCUUGUAGACUUUGCCCCGGUUGAUUAUAUAUUUUUUUAUUUAUUUUAUUUUACCUUUAUUUAACCAGGCAAGUCAGUUAAGAACAAAUUCUUAUUUUCAAUGACGGCCUAGGAACAGUGGGUUAACUGCCUGUUCAGGGGCAGAACAACAGAUUUGUAUCCGUAUUGUGUGUGGCGAUAGAUAGAUAACAAGUUAGAUCUGGACAAGUAGUCUGUCUGUCUAGGGAUAAUCCCUUCUAGACCAACCUCCUUCUAUUCCCUCACCAUGUUGAGAUUAGCAUCUUUGGAAAGGUCUCCCUCAUCACUUGACCUGCAGUACCUUUUUUUUAUUACCAGGGGCCCCGGUGACAUGGAGAGCCAGGGAAUGCUUUUAGACCGAGCGCUGCCAUACCCACAUCCAUCCCAUGGUUGUGAUUUGAAUCCUAUAGGGUCAUUUAGUGGAUGUAGUCGUGGCACUGGACUUACGUUUGCCAUGUAAUGUCUUAGCUUUAGAGAGCAUAAGGUGACACACAUGAUAUUGUGGCAUCGUUCCAGCAGGUUCUUGCAGAAUCACCUUUACCGUCACUGCCGUUUCUGUAUUCUACUCAUACAUGACCUGUGUUUAACGGAAGCAAUACGACUGGCAACUUUCAUGUGCUGUUGUGGUGGUAAAACAGGUGCAAUAGCCAACCCAUGAAACUAGAUACUGGGUACGGAGGUGUGCUACCUGCUUUAUGCACUGAUGUCCCAUCUGUUUGCAUUGAUGUGGUCCAUGGUGGCACUCCUGUCCAUUGUAUUACCCCGUUGAAAACCAGUGACACACACACACACACACACACACACACACACACACACACACACACACACACACACACACACACACACACACACACACACUCUCUCUCUAUUGGUUCCAUGUAGUCAGUGAACCGUUACUCCUUUGACAUUGGGGAAAAGCACACAAAGCCUGCCUCUGGGAGAAAAGCAAUACUAUUCAGUUGAUCCUUGUCUGUCAGUGUAUAAUCAAGCCCUCCGUUGAGGUAUUCGGAAGGAUCAUGUCGAUGAAGAAAAUGAUUCAUAAGGCUAGUUAUUGUAUCCGUAUCUUGUUGUUUGCAGAUUCAUUGUCCCUUCUGUAACUUUAAUCAGAUCUGACAAUGUACAAAAAAAUACCAUUAGUAUUUAUUGCGUGUUAAAGUACAGAGUUGUCCUUCACUGUUCACUCCUUCAGUAUCUCUAGGAGAACAGUAUCUGUUCAAGCCCUUCAGUAUGAACAGUUCCACAAGCUCUGAGCUCAACUAGCCAAGUCUGAACUAAGAUCAACCAGCCCUGAGCUCUACUACCCAUGUCUGAACUAAGAUCAACCAGCCCUGAGCUCGACUACCCAUGUCUGAGCUGAGAUCCACAAGCUCUGAGUUCAACUGGCCAUGUCUGAGCUGAGAUCCACAAGCUCUGAGCCUGCUUGUGCACGUCUGAGCUGCGGGGUGCAGCAGUGAGCAUGCCCAGUGUAGUGAUCCUCUAGAGGCAGUCGCAUAGCCGCAGUGAUGCAUUGUGGGCCACAUGUUAUGAUGGACUAAAAGCUGCAAUCAGCUCAAGCCUGCGUCGCCGCGGCAGAUCCACACGACUCACCCUGUGAACCAACGUCUCAGGCAACACAGACUAACAGCAUGGCUGGUAGUAUUACUAGGCACCAUUUGAUACAAUCUUAUCACACUUGCAGAACCAUGAAAUGAAACAAAUGUCAUGUGUCUGUUGGUUUUGAUACCUUGUGCACAUUAUGACAGUACACAGAAAUACAGCAAGCCUUCAAUGAUGAUUCACUAUUUUACGACUACAGCAAAAACCCAGAAAAUGAUACAGAGCUAUAUCACACGUUCAGUGUUAUCAAAAUACUUAUCUAGCAUGGGAAAUCCAAUCAACGCUAAUACAUGCCAUGAAUUCUCUGCAGCUCAAAUAAGAAUACUCCAAUUUGCUAAUAAUGCAUUGUACAUUGCCACAAGGUAUAUGUGUUCACUAUAAAGAUCUACAAUGAAAGUCGGGACACAAAUAUAAAUAUAUCCAGUCCUAACAUUGUCUGCUUCUUAUAUAAUACAUGUAUUAAUCAUCUGAUUUGAUACUAAUAUGGGUUUCCUGGGGCCCACUGCCAGAGCGACUCCUACUCACACUGCCAAGCCAAGAGUUUGUGAAGUCUGCUCUCUGCUUCCCACAUUCCAGUGCAGAGAACACCUCCUGCUCCAACCUGCAGUAUACUGUACAGUACAAGUCCUCUGGCCAAACUGCGUUUUAAAACUCCUUUUCUAAGUUUUAGCCCACCAAGGCCAAGCAAACAAAUAAGCAAAAUAAAGUUGUAUCUAUUUUCAUCCUUAUCACAAUGGGUGUGCAUUUGUAGCCAACUGAAGCUACCCACAGCACAGUCUAAUCUAUAGUCAAAUAGAUAGGAAUUUACUCUGAGCUCAUAAGGUAGCCAGGUAGCCUGUUAGGAUCCCUACACACACACACAGGUUUACACAUUUUUCACCCAUGAUCCUCUACUCCACGGAGCUGUUCAGGGUUCUGAGGGGCUGUUUUCGCUCCCUCACUGGCCUCAACCACAGGGUGACUGUCUGUGGGUAGCAGUCCCUAGACGGCCAGGCUCGAAUGGACUCAAGUCGCAGUAUCAUCCUGAUGUCGAAGUACAGCGCAUUUGCUCUUUGUUAUUGGGGUUUAACGAGUGCUGUACUUCCACAAUGUCUUGCUAAAUUGUAACGACCACUGUCAAGCCCAAGCUGAGCAUGAGGGCUAAUGUGGCUCGUGCAGAGGAAAACAGCUCGCCCUCUCACCCACCAAAACACACACCCGCUUACUGUGAGGCAGUCACUGACUGACCUGACUCAACCCCCUCAGUCUCAAAGAGGUGAUGCUUCCUUUAAGAACUAUAAAGUAAAUGUGCAACACACCCCUCCUUCUCCUGUUUCUGUAAUAGUGUCUAACGUUCUCCCCUCUCAUUAACUAUGCACCCCAAUUGUUUUUUUUUCCCUCUGGAAUUGUAGAGAAGAAAAAAAAAGUAUAUAUAUACAGGAAAUAAAGGUUUGCAUAAAAGGA
Oncorhynchus keta (chum salmon) is the source of this 6969-nucleotide messenger RNA. RefSeq names its product sodium channel subunit beta-4. Gene Ontology annotation, cellular component: voltage-gated sodium channel complex; membrane. The coding region runs from base 745 to 1401 and encodes 218 amino acids. The transcript has 6 exons. NCBI's taxonomy places the organism in Eukaryota, Metazoa, Chordata, Actinopteri, Salmoniformes, Salmonidae. The record is from RefSeq and is a predicted model, not a curated record. Gene Ontology annotation, molecular function: transmembrane transporter binding; sodium channel regulator activity. Gene Ontology annotation, biological process: cardiac muscle cell action potential involved in contraction; regulation of sodium ion transmembrane transporter activity; regulation of ventricular cardiac muscle cell membrane repolarization.